Acanthoscelides obtectus is the source of this 413-nucleotide messenger RNA. Lineage: Eukaryota; Metazoa; Arthropoda; Insecta; Coleoptera; Chrysomelidae. The record is from the annotation of a GenBank genome assembly.
AUGGCAGGAACAGGAGUUCCGCCAAUCAAACAUCGAGGGCAGCGCAGCGCUGAUUGGUCAUCCAAGCAGGAUGAUGAACAGCAAGGGGAUUCAAUUCUCCAAAGCGAGGACGGCGGGGGUACCAGUGUGAAGGUAUUCACAAAUACACCAGCUGACUACCGUCAGCUAGUCGCAUGCUGGAGUCCAUCAAGCGGCCCUUCUUCACCUAUCAACUGAAGGAGGACAGGAUGGACCAGAGGGUCAUUCGUGGGUUACCCAGAGAGAUGUCAGUCAAUGACAUCAAAGAGGAUCUGGUGAGCCAAGGCAUCGUAGACGCCGAGGUUUCAGCAGUUGACCUCAAGGACCACAAAGAAGCCACUUCCGCUCUUCCUCGUCAAGACGAAGAUGCCGGAAAAGCUUGCAGAGAUCCAGAG